Nerophis ophidion (straightnose pipefish) is the source of this 2041-nucleotide messenger RNA. RefSeq names its product coiled-coil domain-containing protein 96-like. Lineage: Eukaryota; Metazoa; Chordata; Actinopteri; Syngnathiformes; Syngnathidae. The record is from RefSeq and is a predicted model, not a curated record. Gene Ontology annotation, cellular component: axoneme; ciliary basal body. The transcript has 3 exons. The coding region runs from base 234 to 1379 and encodes 381 amino acids. Gene Ontology annotation, biological process: cilium assembly.
AUUACAGUAGGUGGCGGUAAUGCACACCAGAAGGUUGCUUGCCAACCGCCAUAAAAACAAAAGAAGAAGAAAAAGAAGGCCCCAGCCUGCUUGUUAAUAUUCAUGAGAGCAGUUUCUAUGACAACUUGAGAAAACACAACUUGGUCAUCUGAGAGCCUAUACCAGCAUUCUGGCUCAACAUGUACCUAAAAUAGUUUGUUAAUAAUCAGAAAAAAAUCAUCAGUAAAACUAAAAUGGAUGAAGGGUUGGCAGAUAAGCAUGAAGACCAAAAUGGAGGAAGUCAAGACAAGUGGACUGAGGAUGUGGACCCUGACGGAGAAGAUCCAGGCCAGCAGGAUACAAGAGAACCGUCUGAUAUCGUUGUUGUUAGGACACACGACAAGAACAAUGAAGAACCUUCAAGGACUAAUGAAGAGAGCACAGAGACCUUUAGCACGUCCAUGACGGAGGACACCAGCCAACACAACAUGGACCUAGUCCAAGAGCUCCUGGAAGAAGGGGACAAGGUGAGCCAGCACAACAGGCUGCUGCAGGCCCAGCUGGCCUUUUACUUCAGCAAAAAGACCCCCGAGCAAGAACACCCCCAGGUGUUUACACAGGACUAUGACAGGUGCGUUAACCUUCUGGAGGACUGGAGAACACAGCACGCCUUCCAGCUGGUUAGCGCACAGCAACAGGAGGUUGACAUGAGGCUGCACUGCCAAGAAGAGCAGGAAAAGGUGGAGGACGAAUGGCGGGCGUUGUUGACGCUUAAGAAGAAGCUGGCGGUGCCGCUGCUGAGUCGACGUUUGGGCCAAGAGGCGGCGGAGGCCCGAGUGGAAGCCACUCUGGAGUCUGAGCGUCUCGUUCGUGAGGAACUGAGGAGCCUCCGCGUGAAGCACGGCAGCCUGAAGAGCGCCGUGCGGCGUCUGGAGGAGGAGCUCCAUGACGAAGAGGAGGAGCAGGCUGGGGAUCAUCUCCAGCUCCAGUUUGAGCAGCUGCUGGCCGACAAGAUGCAACAGAGAAAAGUCUUUGAGCAGAGGCGCCAAGAAGCCUUGAGGCUCCACAAGAAGAUGAAGCGGAUCCUGGAGCUGCUGUCCAGCGCCAAGGAGAAGCUGCACCGGAGUCGCACAGGGGUCCUGAGCAAGCGCGAGCAGCUGGCCCAGCUGGACGCUACCAUGGCCGCCAAGAGGGACCUGCUGGCCAGGACCAAGCGGGCCUGCAGCUGCCUGCAGAGGCACAACGCGGACCUGGAGCAUGAUGCCGGGCUGCUGGGACACCGGAUGCUGCUGCGGGACUUUGGGGUCACUGCCGGCGCCUCGAAGCUGCUGCAAGACGAAGUGGACAAACUCAAAAGUCGGCUGCAAGAAACGCUUUCAACUAAAACAUCAAUAACAUGACGUGGAUUCAGUUGUUGUAGCCGGAAUUCACAUGAUUUUUGUAGCAUUUCAUUCAUAGAAUUUCCCGGGCGCGGCCACAGCUGCUGCCCACUGCUCUCCUCCCCUCCUGUGUGUGUGACAAACAUUGUUACUUUAACUUUUAUUUUAUAUAAUUGUGUGUACGAAUUCAUAAUUAUGUAUAUCACCAGUCAUAUUUUUCUUUAUAACAAUUGAUACACAUUAACUAACUGCAUGGACAGAUAAUUGUACUUGAAAAGACAUUCCGAAUUAAGAUUUGUCCAUCUAGAACAGUGGUUCUCAACCUUUUUUCAGUGAUGUACCCCCUGUGAACAUUUUUUUAAUUCAAGUACCCCCUAAUCAGAGCAAAGCAUUGUUGGUUGAAAAAAAGAGAUAAAGAAGUAAAAUACAGCACUAUGUCAUCAGUUUCUGAUUUAUUAAAUUGUAUAACAGUGCAAAAUAUUGCUCAUUUGUAGUGGUCUUUCUUGAACUAUUUGGAAAAAAAAGAUAUAAAAAUAACUAAAAACUUGUUGAAAAAUAAACAAGUGACUCAUUUAUAAAUAAAGAUUUCUACACAUAGAAGUAAUCAUCAACUUAAAGUGCCCUCUUUGGGGAUUGUAAUAGAGAUCCAUCUGGAUUCAUGAUCUUCAUUCUAAACAUUUCUU